GUCAAACGGCGAGCGCCUACUGAUCGUCACUGUGAAGGCCAGUCGUCCAGUCAUUACGAGGCGUCGGCAGCCCUACCGCCUGACAAAUCCUACUCACACUUCGCCAGUAGUUACGAAACGCUUCCACUUUUAGACAGCGAAGACACCGGCGAUGACCAGCGCUUUAACCGGUCCUCCAUUGGCAGCGGCGCCGAUGAUAUGGUUGUCGCCUAUAAGCCGACGAAGGAACAGGAGCUGAGGGAACGUGUGGUGAACGGCGACCCCAGCGAUGAGGACAUGGAUGAAGAGGACAACUACUUCGCUAUCACACAAAAGGUAGAGUUGGGUGCGAUGGCCGACAUGUUCUUCGGCGCCAUUGGUGUCAAACUGUUUUACGUGACGAUUGCUAUCUAUUUGUACGGAGAUUUGGCCAUAUAUGCGGCCGCCAUUAGUAAAUCGCUCCGGGAUGUUACCUGUUCAUAUGAACCGAAGAAUUGUACGGCCAGUCUAUCGCUGUCCGACCAGUGCUGGACAGGCAUGGAGUCCAUAAGCCGUCAAAACGCGUACCGCAUAUAUCUGGCCGUAACGCUGCUAUGUAUCGGUCCCUUCGCCUUCUUCAACGUUCAGAAAACAAAGUAUUUACAAAUGUUGACAACACUUCUCCGAUGGAUAGCCCUGUCGUCGGGCAAAGCCCGGGGCCGGCCCUCGUCAUUGUCCAUAUCGGGCGUCCCGAACCUCUUCGGGGUCUGUGUCUACUCAUUCAUGUGUCACCACUCGUUACCAUCGCUGGUCACUCCCAUUAACGACAAGCGCCGCAUAUUUUCA
Medioppia subpectinata is the source of this 804-nucleotide messenger RNA. The record is from the annotation of a GenBank genome assembly. NCBI's taxonomy places the organism in Eukaryota, Metazoa, Arthropoda, Arachnida, Sarcoptiformes, Oppiidae.